Juglans regia (Persian walnut) is the source of this 1011-nucleotide messenger RNA. RefSeq lists its product as uncharacterized. Gene Ontology annotation, cellular component: cytoplasm. The record is from RefSeq and is a predicted model, not a curated record. Gene Ontology annotation, molecular function: protein phosphatase inhibitor activity. The transcript is spliced from 7 exons. The coding region runs from base 309 to 665 and encodes 118 amino acids. Lineage: Eukaryota; Viridiplantae; Streptophyta; Magnoliopsida; Fagales; Juglandaceae.
AAAAUUUUUCUUCUUUCUUUAUCAUGAGGUCCCCAAAUUACAGAGCCCAGCGAGUUGAGUUUGGGAUCUUUGAUUAGACAAGCUUGUUAUGCUGUCCAAAUCAGAUCUCCCCACGUCAUCAUCUGGACCCCACUACGGCCACCCCCUCUUCUGAUCUCAACCCUUCAUUCUUCUCCGGCCACAAGCACGCACCCCCGAUCUCUCUCUCUCUAUCUUCUCUCUUUCGCUCUCGCGCUCGGUAUUGGCAUCGGGAGCCAAGAAGAACAGCUACUUGUAAUUGCUAUUUGGUUGGGUGGUGUAAGGUCAUUAUGUCAGGUGUGGAGGAUAUCAAAGAGCAAGAACGGGUGGAUGGACAUGUCCCUAAGGAGUCUGAGAAAUCCGAAGUCUCGCGUCAAGAGGAGGAGGUAAUAAAGAAGAAGUAUGGGGGAAUAAUUCCCAAGAAACCGCCUCUCAUUUCUAAGGACCAUGAACGUGCUUUCUUUGAUUCUGCUGAUUGGGCUCUAGGAAAGCAAGGUGUUGAGAAGCCCAAGGGACCACUUGAAGCCCUUCGGCCCAAAUUGCAGCCCACACAACAGCAAACAAGAUACCGGAAGUCUCCUUAUGCUCCGUCAGAUGGUGAAGAUGGAGGAAGCGCUCUAUCCGAGGAUGGGUCAGCCAAUGUAUGAGGCUUCUGGCGAUCUUUAAUCUUAUGAGGACCGCUGAUUGUUAGUCUGAUGCCUACAUAGGCGAUGAGUACUUUUAUGUUGUUCUCGAGAAUAAAGUUGGUGGUGAUAAUGUUUUGUUGCAAGUCUAGAGGAACAAACAACAACGAUGAUGCAGUUGAGAUUUAUGGACCCUUAGUGUCGGCUGUUCCAUGUGUUUUUCUUAUGUGGGACAUGUUGCUUGGGCACCUAAAUGCUUUAGGGCUCCUUUUAAUAUAUUUCUUUCUUUCCUACUUUAGAUCCUAGAAUUCGGAUAAUUCGGAUAGAAACUCUUAAAGAAAUAUUAAUCCAAAUAAUUCUCAUUUCUUUA